CCCCACCCCUUGUGCUUUUUAAACCAAGGCGGGACUCCACUUCAUUCACUUCUGUCAGUGUAUUUGGUGCUGAAACAUCACUUACCAGUUACAGCUUGUUGCCAAAAUGGUGAGGACUAAAGCCGACAGUGUUCCCGCAUCAUACCGAAAAGCUGUUGCAGCUUCUGCUCCCAGGAAGUCUCUGGGCUCCAGUUCAGCGAACUCCUCCUCCUGCAGUAGCCAGUCCUCGACACCUGCCAAGAACAAAUAUGCUGGUGGUAACCCAGUGUGUCCACGUCCCACCCCGACCUGGCAGAAGGGCAUCGGGGACUUCUUCGGUGGUCCCCCCAGGAAGCCAGAGAAGGAGAACCAGAGACCCCAGGAGGUUGAGGAUGACGAGGAGGCCGGAGGCAGUGGGAUGUCAAAGGCCAGCAGGAAGUCCAGACCGCUGCCUGCUGAGGAGGAGGAGGAGGAGGAGGAGGAUUGAAGAUGAUGAAUGGCUCUGUUUGCUGCCUCCACUCAUGCUCAGGGGCAUUUAAAUGUACAUCUGUAUAUAAUUUCUGCAGGAUUCACUUUGUAUAGCUCAUUAAACUUGUUUUUUUUAAUGUUUUUAACCUGCAGAGUUGUGUCUGUUGUUUGGCUUUAAAAGCUGUUUGAGGUUCUAAUCACACCUAAGAAAAGAGCCAUAGAAAAACUAAUAUUCAGAUAUACAAUAUGUUGUGAAGUAUUUUGAAAUUCUGUUUCUGGAACGUUAGAAAUGUUUAAAAUAUUGUUCGUAUUGAAUGUGAAACAAUUUUUCCCGCUACUUCUAUUGAUGUCAUGAUUCAUGUCUCAGUUGGAAUAAAGUUUCUUCCUGAGUUAAAUUUAAGA
This is a messenger RNA of Seriola aureovittata, 849 nucleotides long. RefSeq names its product PCNA clamp associated factor (gene pclaf). Gene Ontology annotation, biological process: translesion synthesis; regulation of cell cycle. Lineage: Eukaryota; Metazoa; Chordata; Actinopteri; Carangiformes; Carangidae. The transcript has 4 exons. The record is from RefSeq and is a predicted model, not a curated record. Gene Ontology annotation, molecular function: chromatin binding. Bases 107 to 466 code for a protein of 119 amino acids. Gene Ontology annotation, cellular component: nucleus.